AUGUCCAACUCUAUCCAAGCCCCAGACCAAUUACCAUGGGACCCCAACUGCACCAGAUUUCCCCGGCUGAAUGAGCUUCCCCAAUUGCCCAAUGCACCCGAAGGCGCAGCAUGGGUUUGGGGCAAAGAUGACCAGCUAGGGAGAUUAAACCUUUUGACGCCGCAACGUGUCAAGGAAUCAGCCAAGGAAAUUCAAAGUGGAGAGCUGGUGCGACUGGAUCUUCCUCUCAACGUGCCUGCGACACCCGCCGCCGACCGCGAGGUGUUCCAGCACACUAUCAAGACCCUCAUACCAGAUAUCGCAUUCGACGACACCUACGCGUUGAACACGCAGAGUAGCACCCAGUGGGAUGGAUUCCGACACUGUGCCCACUUCCAAACCAAGCUCUUUUACAAUGGGGCCUCAAGUACUGACUUCGUCGGCGACGCGUCCAACCUCCGAUGCAGCAUCCACCACUGGGCAAACCAUGGCAUCGCCGGCCGCGGUAUCCUCCUCGAUUACCGCCACUAUGCCCUCACCCACAACAAGUCUUACGACCCCUAUACGCCCCAUGAAAUAACAUUCUCCGAACUAGAAGCUUGCGCCAAAUACCAGAAACUGAACCUCCUUCCCCAAUCCCAAGGAGGCGAUAUUCGUAUCGGCGACAUUCUUCUCAUCCGCUCGGGCUUCGUCGAGACGUAUUACGCCCAAAGUCCAGCAGAGCGCUACGCAACUGCGACGCGGUCCCAUGAGAAUCUUGAUUUUGCGGGCCUCUCACGCGAGGAAGAGAUGCGUGAAUGGUUGCAUGACUGCUAUUUUGCUGGUGUGGCGGGUGACUCGCCGACAUUCGAGGCGUGGCCUGUUCAGGGGAUGAAUCAUUUGCAUCAGAGCCUGCUUGCACUUUGGGGCAUCCCGAUUGGCGAGAUGUGGGAUUUGGAGAGACUAGCGGAAUUGUGUAGGGAGAGAGGGAGGUGGACAUUCUUCUUGACGAGUGCGCCUGCUAAUGUGCCUGGUGGUGUUGGGUCGCAUGCUAAUGCAACUGCCAUCCUAUAA
This is a messenger RNA of Penicillium maclennaniae, 1032 nucleotides long. RefSeq lists its product as uncharacterized. The record is from RefSeq and is a predicted model, not a curated record. The transcript is spliced from 6 exons. Lineage: Eukaryota; Fungi; Ascomycota; Eurotiomycetes; Eurotiales; Aspergillaceae. Gene Ontology annotation, molecular function: arylformamidase activity. The coding region runs from base 1 to 1032 and encodes 343 amino acids.